CCUCGGGCGACAUUGGAGAGACCCUUCCUUCUGCGAACGACUUCAAGUCGACGCACAUACCCUCUCUACCUCUCACAGUUCCACGAUACCGGCAAAAACAAGCAGUUGCCGCAAGCUCAAUUAGACAAUGUCGACCGAAACGCCCCGAUCAAUGGCGCAGGCCGCCGUAGCCACUGCUGACAACAGCACCAGCGACGACACCAGACCCCUCAUCCGGAUCGGCACGCGGCGCUCGCAGCUCGCCCUGGUGCAGGCGCACGCGAUCAAGGCGACCCUCGAGUCGCUCUACCCGACGCACCGGUUCCUCGUCAAGCCGCAGGACGCGACCGCCGACAAGGACAAGAUCACGGCGCUGUACAACUUUGGCACCACGGGCCUCUGGACCAACGAGCUCGAGGCCGAGCUCGUGGCCGGCCAGGUCGACUUCAUCGUGCACUGCCUCAAGGACAUGCCCACCACGCUGCCCGAGAACUGCGUCGUCGCGUGCAUCACCGACCGCGAGGACCCGCGCGACGUCGUCGUCGUCAAGCAGAGCCUCGCGGGCAAGUACAGGACCCUCGCGGACCUGCCGGACGGGAGCGUCGUCGGCACCAGCAGCAUCCGCCGCAUGGCGCAGGUGUCACGGCGGUAUCCCGGCCUGAAGUUCAUGGACUGCCGGGGAAACCUGGACACCAGGCUGCGCAAGCUGGACGACCCGGAGAAUGCGUACAGCGCGUUGAUCCUCGCGGCGGCCGGGCUCAAGAGAAUGAAGCUCGAGUCGAGAAUCUCGCAGUACCUCGAUGGCACCGAGGAAGGUGCGGGCAUGCUGUACGCUGUGGGCCAGGGCGCGCUGGCCAUUGAGACGUUGAAGGAGAACACGGAGAUGAUUGAGCUGCUGGGCAAGUUGCAGGACAACAAGGCCAUGCUGGAGGGCGAGGCGGAACGCAGUGUCAUGAGGACGCUCGAGGGCGGCUGCAGCGUGCCGAUUGGAGUACAGACGUCAUGGACCGACAAGGGCGAGCUGCGGCUCAGGGCAAAUGUUGUUAGUGUGGACGGCAAGAAGGCAGCGGAUGCGGAUGUGACCGAGAACGUCACGACCAAGGAGCAGGCCAUCGAGUUUGGGCUCAAGGUCGCGGGCGCGCUGAGGAAAGCAGGUGCUCAGGAUAUCCUGGAUGUCAUUGUUGCGGACAAGGAAGCGAAACAGGGGGACGCUCAACCGUGGGUGCCGGCGUGAGAUCCAAUACCACGGACAGGAGGGGAUCAAGAAGUCUGGUGGAAUGGCGAACGAGAACAAAAGCAAUGUGGAAAAUCUGUGAAACUCGGCAUCACAACAUAGGCAUUACUCCAUAGACCUAGAGAUGUUAACGCGCAGCAAGCUAGUCACCAAUGUAACAAAAGCAUGACCAAUGG
Messenger RNA from Microdochium trichocladiopsis, 1389 nucleotides. Its product is annotated as porphobilinogen deaminase. Lineage: Eukaryota; Fungi; Ascomycota; Sordariomycetes; Xylariales; Microdochiaceae. Gene Ontology annotation, molecular function: hydroxymethylbilane synthase activity. Gene Ontology annotation, cellular component: cytoplasm. The coding region runs from base 128 to 1213 and encodes 361 amino acids. Gene Ontology annotation, biological process: heme biosynthetic process. The transcript has a single exon. The record is from RefSeq and is a predicted model, not a curated record.